This is a messenger RNA of Rhinopithecus roxellana (golden snub-nosed monkey), 2780 nucleotides long. It is a transcript of the gene CTSK, whose product is annotated as cathepsin K. Gene Ontology annotation, molecular function: cysteine-type endopeptidase activity. Gene Ontology annotation, biological process: immune response. The coding region runs from base 1144 to 2190 and encodes 348 amino acids. The record is from RefSeq and is a predicted model, not a curated record. The transcript is spliced from 8 exons. Lineage: Eukaryota; Metazoa; Chordata; Mammalia; Primates; Cercopithecidae. Gene Ontology annotation, cellular component: lysosome.
UGUACUUUGGCCAGGCUAGUCUCGAACUCCUGACCUCAGGUGAUCCGCCUGCUUUGGCCUCCCAAAUGCCUGGGAUUACAGGCAUGAACCACCGUGUCUAGCCCAUUAGCAACUCUUAAAAUUCAGAGGCAUAAGCCUGUAUUCUUGAGGGUUUAUGCAUGGAAUCCAGCUAGAAACUGAGUCUAUUACAGAUCCCAUUUAUUAUCCUUUCUAUUCCAAGAAGCCUUUUUUCCUCCUUCCCCACAUCUGUUUAUGGAAGAAAAUGAAGUUUGGGGUGUGGUUUGAGGACUCAGCUAGAUUCUUAUGAUCUGUCACAUGCCUGGAUGUUGGGGAAGCAUUUGGAGAAGCUCAUGUGACUUGUCCUAGAUUGGGGAUUUUAAUUGAGACAGAUGAUGUUUAUCGGGCAUCCCACCACCUGAGAGUUUUAGCAACAGAGUCACAUGGGAGUCCAUCAGAACUUAUGGCAUUGAUUCAAGUGCUGUCAUAGAUAACCAGGACUACGGUUUUUGGUUACGUUUAAAGACAAUUUCAUCUGGACUUUCUGGGUAUAUCUUCCUUCAGCAAAACCACAUUAGGCUGGGAAAGCUAGUCUCCUUCCUGGAAGUAAUGACAACUUGCAACCAACAAGCUUACAAAAAUACAAAGAAUUCUGGAGCCUAUGGCUUCCAUUACAUUAUUCUUUUAUAGCCUUUUAUGUUCAUUACCGCAUCCCAGAGGUGAGGGUCAGACACAAAUUUGAAAAUAGGUUUCAAUGUUGGAGAGGUAAAUCAUAACAGGAAAGGGGUAGGAAAAGAUGUAAUUCCCCCAAUGUUAUAAUAAAGAUAUUGAAGAAGGAUGGGAGAGACUAGGGCUGUGUCCUUCCUUUUACCAAAAGAGAAGGUAAGCUCCUAUUUGAGUCAAUAGAUACUGAGGUCUUGUUAUUUGCCACCAAAGACAGUCUUGUGCGACUAAAUACCUAGCAACUCCCUACCCUGGCACACAUGCUGCACACACACAGAAACACUACAAAUCCGUUGACUCCUUCCCUCCUCCCUACCCUUCCUUCUCUCAGCAUUUCUAUCCCCGCCUCCUCUUACCCAAAUUUUCCAGCCGACAACUGGAGCUGACUUCCGCAAUCCUGAUGGAAUAAAUCUAGCACCCCUGAUGGUCUGCCCACACUUUGUUGCCGAAACGAAGCCUGACAACAGUUCCAUCAGCAGGAUGUGGGGGCUCAAGGUUCUGCUGCUACCUGUGAUGAGCUUUGCUCUGUACCCUGAGGAGAUACUGGACACCCACUGGGAGUUAUGGAAGAAGACCCACAGGAAGCAAUAUAACAGCAAGGUGGAUGAAAUCUCUCGGCGUUUAAUUUGGGAAAAAAACCUGAAGUAUAUUUCCAUCCAUAACCUUGAGGCUUCUCUUGGUGUCCAUACAUAUGAACUGGCUAUGAACCACUUGGGGGACAUGACCAAUGAAGAGGUGGUUCAGAAGAUGACUGGACUCAAAGUACCCCCCUCUCAUUCCCGCAGUAAUGACACCCUUUAUAUCCCAGACUGGGAAGGUAGAGCCCCAGACUCUGUCGACUAUCGAAAGAAAGGAUAUGUUACUCCUGUCAAAAAUCAGGGUCAGUGUGGUUCCUGUUGGGCUUUUAGCUCUGUGGGUGCCCUGGAGGGCCAACUCAAGAAGAAAACUGGCAAACUCUUAAAUCUGAGUCCCCAGAACCUAGUGGAUUGUGUGUCUGAGAAUGAUGGCUGCGGAGGGGGCUACAUGACCAAUGCCUUCCAAUAUGUGCAGAAGAACCGGGGUAUUGACUCUGAAGAUGCCUACCCAUAUGUGGGACAGGAGGAGAGCUGUAUGUACAACCCAACAGGCAAGGCAGCUAAAUGCAGAGGGUACAGAGAGAUCCCCGAGGGGAAUGAGAAAGCCCUGAAGAGGGCAGUGGCCCGAGUGGGACCUGUCUCUGUGGCCAUUGAUGCAAGCCUGACCUCCUUCCAGUUUUACAGCAAAGGUGUGUAUUAUGAUGAAAGCUGCAAUAGCGAUAAUCUGAACCAUGCAGUUUUGGCAGUGGGAUAUGGAAUCCAGAAGGGAAACAAGCACUGGAUAAUUAAAAACAGCUGGGGAGAGAACUGGGGAAACAAAGGAUAUAUCCUCAUGGCUCGAAAUAAGAACAACGCCUGUGGCAUUGCCAACCUGGCCAGCUUCCCCAAGAUGUGACUCCAGUCAGCCAAACCAUCCUGCUUUUCCAUUUCUUCCGCAAUGGUGCAGUGUAACGGUGCACUUUGGAAGGGAGUUGGUGUGCCAUUUUUGAAGCAGAUAUGGUGAUGCUGAGAUUGUCUGUUCAGUUUCCCCAUUUGUUUGUGCUUCAAAUGAUCCUUCCUACUUUGCUUCUCUCCACCCAUGACCUUUUUCACUGUGGCCAUCAGGACUUUCCCUGACAGGUGUGUACUCUUAGGCUAAGAGAUAUGACUACAGCCUGCCCCUGACUGUGUUGUCCCAGGGCUGAUGCUGUACAGGUAGAGGCUGGAGAUUUUCAUAUAGGUUAGAUUCUCAUUCACGGGACUAGUUAGCUUUAAGCACCCUAGAGGACUAGGGUGACCUGACUUCUCACUUCCUAAGUUCCCUUCUAUAUCCUCAAGGUAGAAAUGUCUGUGUUUUCCACUCCAGUUCAUAAAUCUAUUCAUAAAUCUUUGGUACAAGUUUACAUGAUAAAAAGAAACGUGAUUUAUCUUCCCUUCUUUGCAUUUUUGAAAUAAAGUAUUUAUCUCUUGUCUACAGUUUAAUAAAUAGCAUCUAGUACACAUUCA